CUCGAACCCCUUCAAUUUAUACAAAUCGAUUCGUAUCUUUUUGAACACUUGACCUGAAGUUAUUGAAAACAAUCGAUUUCCCUGAAAGAUGGAGGAUGCCACUCACACCUUGCUUCAGGACUUUGUAGACUCACUCUCCAAUUUACCUUCAGAAGUGGGUCACUUACUUUGUGAAAUCGCUUAUCUCGAUUAUGCCAAACAACCUGCAAGAGAUGAUCAACCUCCAGUUUCACAAGCUGGUAAUGGUGAAUCAGGAUCGAAGAGUAAAUGGUAUUCUGUAGAAGAAUCAAGAAGAAAAGCUGCAUCUAAACAACAUUCAAUCGUCCGACAUGCUCAUAAACCACCUAAUAAUCUUUUAAGUGAUCAUUCGAGAGAACCUCAACUUGUCACUAGAGCUUUGGCUCAUUAUGAUGACGCGAUCAAAUUAAGUUUGGAAAAGGAGAAAUUUGCUUCGAGAGCAGUCAGUUUGGUUUCGAGACAUUUAAAUCGGUUAAAUCAAGAGCUGGCCAGACUUGAGCAGCUGACGGGCGUGGAGGUACCCGAAUUUAAGCAAGAUGCUCCAGAGCCACCUGGGUCCGCCAGUGGACUUGAUUUUGGAUUAAUGCAGUCGAUGGCUGGAGUAUCAUCCUCGACCGCCAUCGAACCCCAAACGCCUGGAUUCGAAGCGUCUCGUCAAAAGCGUAAGCAACAUUCAAUGGAGACUCCCACGCCUUUAACUCUCAAUACCACUGUGGGAAGGAGUGAUUCUACUUCGUCGGCGCAUCCAGGCAACAACAAACGGCGAAUGACAAGCUCUAGAAGCGCCGUGAAAGCUCCGAUCGCACCUGCACCGGUUGAAGUUCCUCAAGAAGAAGAGGAAUUAGAGGAUGAAGAAGCUGACCCAGUGGACGACAGCAACGCAGGAGACGAUACGCUCUACUGUUUCUGUCAAAAGGUUUCCUUUGGAAAGAUGAUUGGAUGCGAUAACAAGACUUGCCGAUAUGAGUGGUUUCAUGUUCCUUGUUUGGAAAUGAAGGAGACUCCGACUGGUAAAUGGUUUUGUCCCGAAUGUUCGGCUCAGGAACCGAAAAAGGCCCCACAAUCGAGUCGGAGAAAGCGAUCUUGAAAGGUGCAUAUAGCCAAAAGGUUAUUCAACGUCCGUGUCUUACGGCUCGCGCUGUGCAGAUUCAGCGGUGGUGGUGGAUUUUUAUGGCUGCUCGACAAGCUGGACCUUUGUCUGAACAUGUAAUAUCAGGCCGGCUUCAGUGGCUUGGAACCACUUUUUGACUGAAAGAAAUGUAAUUGUGACAGAUUUUUCUUGUGAUCAUUAUAUAUGUUCAUCCGUACUUCACUCGAACUGAGAACAACUGGCACAAUGUUGGAGAUACUGCUGAUCAUAAGCCUCAUGAGCCGAAAAUGUUAACAUUCAAACUAUUGUAGUACACAAUUAUCAAGUCAUUACUGUCAUGGAACGUGCGCGGUUAAGAAGAAGGG
Molecule: messenger RNA, 1473 nt
Organism: Melampsora larici-populina 98AG31
Lineage: Eukaryota; Fungi; Basidiomycota; Pucciniomycetes; Pucciniales; Melampsoraceae
Exons: 6
Coding region: 89-1105 (338 amino acids)
Biological process (GO): regulation of DNA-templated transcription
Cellular component (GO): nucleus
Source: RefSeq, a predicted model, not a curated record